Messenger RNA from Stomoxys calcitrans (stable fly), 549 nucleotides. RefSeq lists its product as uncharacterized. The transcript is spliced from 3 exons. The record is from RefSeq and is a predicted model, not a curated record. The coding region runs from base 1 to 549 and encodes 182 amino acids. NCBI's taxonomy places the organism in Eukaryota, Metazoa, Arthropoda, Insecta, Diptera, Muscidae.
AUGGCAUGGGGUUUGAAUUCUUUUGUCAUUCAAAUCGAUGCUAUACGCAAUGAAUUUAAUCCCAAUAAGACAAAGGGUUCUAUUUAUUUACUGGAUUGUGGAGCCCAUAAAAAAAUGUAUGCGUCUGUUUCCUUUAUGGAGAAUAUAGAUACGUUGCAAAUAACCAAUUGGGUUCAAUUAAAAAGGAACACUGGAAAGACCGCUACUGUAUACAAUAUCACAAUAGAUCUUUGUGAUUUCUUGGAGAAUAACUACAAUGUGAAGAAUUUGAUAUUUAACGUUGUUAUGAAACUUUUUAAAAAAUUCCUUAAGGGUCUUCCCUCCAAAUGUCCCCUGAAAAAGAACAAAACUUUGUUGCUAAGGGGGUUCUAUUUUGAUGAAGAUAUGUUUCCCCCCUACAUACCAGAUACAAAUUUUACAGGUUUUAUAGGACUAAGUCAGAGGAAUUCAUCGUUGCUUAAGAGUUUUAUAACAGCUCGUGUGGAAUCAAAAGCUAAACAGGGAUUUCGCAAGGAUAAUAAGAAGAUAGAUAAACAAUGUUUACAAUGA